This is a messenger RNA of Aspergillus nidulans FGSC A4, 945 nucleotides long. RefSeq lists its product as uncharacterized. Lineage: Eukaryota; Fungi; Ascomycota; Eurotiomycetes; Eurotiales; Aspergillaceae. The transcript has 3 exons. The coding region runs from base 1 to 945 and encodes 314 amino acids. Gene Ontology annotation, cellular component: extracellular region. The record is from RefSeq and is a predicted model, not a curated record.
AUGGCUUCUCUGCCGAGACUGGUAGUCCUUGCGGGUCUGUUCAGCCUGACUGGGACCCAAAUUCGGGUGCGGCUAAUGGCCAGCAGCGUGCACGACCUCGCCGAACCUGAUUUCUCUACCUUCUCUGUCGAAAGCAAAGCCCAGAGCUCGUUCACUGAGAUCUCUGGUGUCAAUUUUAAUCUCUGCACCGGAUGCUUCUUACCUAGAGGCGAUUACUACAAGUAUCAGUAUACGCGGACGGUCUCGCACGUGGGCGAACAGGUCGUAAACCGGGGCACCACCACGUCUGCAAGGCAGAAGAUGACAGCGUCAUGUCUUCUUGGAGAGCGCCCGCCGACGUUGAGAAUCCGACGUAUAAUCUCUACCUGGGAACGGAUCCAGAGGACCCGGCCGGAUCCAGUGAGGGCUGACAGAGACGACCGCGCUUUUUGGAGGUAUGACUCUGUUCUUUGGCCGCUCCAGCAGCACUCACAACGGGAAGAUCUGAACAAAAUUGACACGUAUUACUGGCGUGUUGACGUUGUCGAUGGAGAGACCACAUACACUGGUCACAUAUUCAUCUUCCGUCUAGCCCACCUGGCGUUCCCUGACGCCGAGGGGUACGGGCGAUUCGCUCGUGGCGGCCGUAGGGGCAAAGUGGUCAAAGUCACCAGCCUUGAAGACACCGAAGACCUUGGAAGCCUAAGAUAUGCUCUCACUAUCGAGACGAGCCCACGAAUUGUCGUCUUUGACGUCGGCGGUGUCAUCACCACGACUUCUCCUCCCACCGUGACCGACGACCAUGUCACGCUAGCCGGUCAGACAGCCCCUGGCAAGGGACACCAGAACUACCCUCAGGGCACGGCUCACGGGUAUGCGGCGACUGUUGGCGGUGAUGUUGCUAGCGUGCACCACAAUCUGAUUGCGCAUGCUGAAGGAAGGAGCUCGCUCGAGUAUGGGAGGUGA